Messenger RNA from Penicillium argentinense, 1044 nucleotides. RefSeq lists its product as uncharacterized. The transcript is spliced from 3 exons. Lineage: Eukaryota; Fungi; Ascomycota; Eurotiomycetes; Eurotiales; Aspergillaceae. The record is from RefSeq and is a predicted model, not a curated record. The coding region runs from base 1 to 1044 and encodes 347 amino acids.
AUGGAAAGACGGGCUUGGCGUUACGGCGUUGUGGCGUUGAAAAACACAUCCAGCGAGUCGCGUCUCAGGCGAUUGUGGGCGUUUUCCAAAAACACGGCUCUCGCCAUCGCUGAGGCGGAGGCGGGGAUUGAACCGACUGUCGUACGCCUUCGAGCACGCAUCAUCAAGAAUUGGAUCACCUGCCACACCCUACCGAAGGAUCAUGCCUUCUGGCCCUGUCGAGCGGCCGCUGCCAUGCAGGAGGGGAGUUACCCGUCACCGUUCAAAGUACUAGCGAAAUAUGGACCACAAUGUCUGUCCGACAUGGAGGUCAUUCGACCCUUCCCUCUAGACCCGUGGCAACGGUCUCUCGGGGAGUUGAUCACCACCGUCGGAUCCAAUAUGCACGAGUUGCACGAGGCCGGCCAUGCCCGUCGCUGGUUGUUCACUAGGGUCAGCGUUCGCAAUGGUCUGGUUGGAGCAGAGCUAGUUGUUCGCGUUAAUCAAGUCGACAUCGUCUCAUCGAACCGGACGGUUGGCACUGAUGACGCGCUCAACGCUCACUGCGCACAGUUGGGCGUAAAAGUAGAGGUUACGAUCGUUGUGAACAACCUUGCGGUCCUGCUUUCACUCGCCAAGCCACACCUUCAGGGUGGACAGGCUCUUAUCACUCACAUCACGGAGGCAAUUAAUCGGCUGUCGGCGAAGGGCGCCAAGGUCAACCUGCGGCCGCCAACGGAGGCUGAUGGCGAGAAUACAGCUCGAGCGCAUACCCUCGCACGCGAAGCAACAGAAGAGAACAACCAAGUUAAUCCCCCACCGUGGGCCCAAGUCCAGCUCCGGGCGUCGGCGUUGCGAUGGGCUCGGGCCAAUGCUAGGCAACACCGGAAGGACAACUUCCAACAGUCGACCACUAGCCAGUUUACACGCCAGCUGGAUUCGGCUCUCCCAGGACCCCACACGAAGAUGCUAUAUGAUAGCUUGGAUCAGGAGAAAGCAUCGAUACUAGCUCAACUCCGCACGGGACAUACCAGACUCAAUGGAUAUCUCCAUCGGAUCGGCUGA